Messenger RNA from Frankliniella occidentalis (western flower thrips), 1508 nucleotides. Its product is annotated as protein krueppel-like. The transcript has a single exon. The record is from RefSeq and is a predicted model, not a curated record. NCBI's taxonomy places the organism in Eukaryota, Metazoa, Arthropoda, Insecta, Thysanoptera, Thripidae. Bases 493 to 939 code for a protein of 148 amino acids.
UCCUCUCUGCCACUUCAACUUGUAUGUAGACUGACGUGGUCGCUGUGUCCAGCUGCCAAAGUGUGCAGUGUGCAGUGCAGAGGAGCCGUCGGGGCCCUCCCAUCGUUGUCCUCUUCUCUCAAGUGCGCCGGUCUAGGGAUUAGCGCUAGCCAACGGCCGGGGUUUCCUGAGAGGGAAAAUACCCCGACUACCCGGGGCUCUCCAGGUGAACCGAAAGCGUAGUGGGGUCGCUCUGUUAGUCUCGGAGCGACUUGAAAACAUACUCAGAUCGCUCUGUCUGCGCAUGGAGCGACUCGAUGACGGACAAAGGUCGCUCCGGCGCGAACCUCCGGCGAAUCUUGGCGAUACGUCGCCCAGGAGCAUGACGAACCUCGGCGACCCAUCGGCGCACCGAGCGCGACCCUCCGCGAACCGAUAGCGUACCGAAAGCAUACCAAAAGCAAACAAAUCUUUUUGCGUCGGGAUCACAAGGAGUUUUCUUGUAUUUACAAUAUGAGGACACACCAGCGACUUCAUACUGGAGAGAGGCCAUACCAGUGCCUUGUGUGCCACAAGGGGUUUAAGUAUUCUGGGAGUCUGAGGGACCAUGUGCGCCUGCACACGGGCGAGAAAACGUACGGGUGCACCUUGUGCCACAAGAAAUUCGCUGCUCCAGAAACUCUACGGCUUCAUCUACGGACCCACACUGGAGUAAAGCCCUAUCAGUGUCCUGUGUGCUACAGGGCGUUUGCUCAAUCCAGUCCUAUGGUGUCACAUCUGCGGAAACACGCGGAAGGGGCACUUUUUGGGUGCACCGUGUGCCAGAAGAAGUUUUCUGAAUCAGAUCUACGGAGACACAUGGAAAGCCACCCAGAAGAGAAGCCCUACAAAUGCUCCGUCUGUCACAUGGAGUUUCCAGUAGCCUGUCUUCUGUUGACACAUCUGCGAGCUCACAUAUAGGCGUAGACUCUCCUCGCGUUCAACUGGCUGCUAAAAUGUACAUUCUCCUUUUCUCGACGCUCAAAAAGUUUUUGCCGAAAAUAUUUGCAACUCUAUAGUACGCAGACUUCCUGUGUCCCUGGCCUAUGUUUCCAGUAAUUUAACGCUAAUAUAUGGCAUUCAUUUGAGGACGCCAAUAUUUUGGUAGACGCCAACCAGUUUACACUGAAGGUAAAAUAAAUAUCUACGGAUAAUCCUGCAUCCCCCUUGUUCGAUUACCCCUUUCCCGCAUUAAAUAGCGGAAUUUACCUCAUUGUAAAUUGUACAGUAUAUGUUGAUCGUUUGUUAAAAAUUGUUUCGGAUUUACUUUUCCAUUUUAGUUUUAGUUUGUUAAUUAAUUUUACAGUGCCCAAUUAAAUGUCAUAGCUUAGCACAUUUGCCUACUUCUCUUUGCUACCAACCACUGAAUUUUUUGAGUUGAAAUUUGAUUCUGGACAGUCCCUAACCGGAACUUUCGCCGCUCCAGCCGGGUCAGUGUCCAGGUGCACGGCGGGGGCCAUCCUCCGGGGCCCGACCGAAGCCGGGCGGCC